Molecule: messenger RNA, 1005 nt
Organism: Nelumbo nucifera (sacred lotus)
Lineage: Eukaryota; Viridiplantae; Streptophyta; Magnoliopsida; Proteales; Nelumbonaceae
Product: UPF0496 protein At1g20180-like
Source: RefSeq, a predicted model, not a curated record
AUGGAAGCCUUCAGGACCAAGUCUUUUAUAGACAUAUGCAGCAAAGUUAAAGAUCAACUUCAAUCCACAAACCAAGAUAGAGCCUCCCCCUUGUCUCCUUCACGUUCCUACUCACGUCUCUCCGAUUUCUUGCUCGAACCUCCGCAAGAACUCGUAGCCGAGAUGAUCGACAACUCUGAACUCCACUUCCUUCUCAUCGAUUACUUCGACGGCAGCUUUGAAGCAUGCAAGAUAUGCGAGUUCCUUCUGCAGAGAAUCAAUCAAACACGCAUCAACUAUUGUAUCAUUCAAAGGAUCAUCAGCCUGACCGAAACGCUACCAGCUGACUAUAGCAGUUACACUGAUGAUCAGUGUCGAAUUAAGUUCCGUGAACUCGACUCAUUUGCGAAGCUCGACAACCCGCUCUCUCGCUCAAGCCCGGUGCAAUUCCGUCUGAUUCAUGACCGAUAUAGGCUGUUGCUCAAGCGGCUAAGGUCAAAGCGUAGAAAGAUAGUAAGAAGAGAAAAGCUGAUGGGCUUAAGCGAGAAGGCUGCUAGAUUAAGCCUCGUUAUCGCUUGUGCUGCACUUGGCUUUGGAGCCAUAGUCCUUGCUGUGCACACAUUGAUCGGCAUAGCGGCAAUACCAGCUGCUGGGAUGUUGGCUUUCAUGAAGAAGUUAAAGUGUGACUGGCUUGGGCUGAAGAGAAGCAAGCUCGCAAGGCUGGAUGCACAGCUUGAUGCAGCAGCGAGGGGGAUAUUUAUUCUAAAUGGGGACAUGGACACAAUCAGCCGGCUUGUGAAGAGGUUGAAUGACGAGAUAGAGCAUGGAAAGGCGAUAGCUAAAAUGUGUGCGCAGAGCCGGAAUAGGCAGAUAUUGGAGGUGGUUGUAAAUGACUUUGAAACCCACGAGUCUUGUUUCCGGGAGCAGCUAGAGGAACUCGAGGAGCAUGUCUACUUGAGCUUCCUCACUAUCAACAGAGCUAGGAGGCUGGUCAUAGAAGAAAUAGCUCCAGGGUAUAAUGAUUGA